Messenger RNA from Cyprinus carpio (common carp), 1177 nucleotides. RefSeq lists its product as uncharacterized. Bases 182 to 1177 code for a protein of 331 amino acids. The record is from RefSeq and is a predicted model, not a curated record. The transcript is spliced from 3 exons. NCBI's taxonomy places the organism in Eukaryota, Metazoa, Chordata, Actinopteri, Cypriniformes, Cyprinidae.
CACCCCUGGUCUAAAUACAGAUUUGUAGUAAUAUAUUGACCAGUACCUUUUAAGGUAUGUAACGUAAAUGUUCUUUAAUGAUUGUAAGUGAUUUUAUUAACUAAAUGACCACAACUUCCCUGUCACUAAAAAUACAUUAAAUAAUUAUUAAAAGACAAUGUAGCUCGUAAUGUAGGAUCACAUGUAUGUUUUAGGAUCUUUCUUUUUUGCUGUAAUUUCACAUUCACUGAUGUUGUUUUUCUGCAUACAUGUUGUGUUCACUUCAGCAAUAUCGAGCAUGGAUAAAUGUGCUGAAUGUGUGGGACCUGUAGCAGCACUCAAGUGGAUUGGCCUGAGAUGUAAAUUGUGCUCCAGUUUUUGGCACAAGUCCUGCUAUUUGAAGCUUCAUGAAUGGAAUGGAAAACAGUCAUCGUGGGAAGUAAGUUCAGAGGAAGACGAUCUGUCAGAUGAGGAGUACAUACCACAGUCAGAGUCAGACAAUCAGUCAGACAGUUCAGAUGAGUUGACAACAAGACCAGCACGUUACGAUCAAGCUAAACUCCUCUUAGAUAUACAGGAAGCUGCAUCCUCUAAGUUUAGUGAAUCUCUGAGAUCAGAUGUAACUGCCCUGAAUGUGUCUAAGGGCAAAGGAAAAGGAGUCUUAAAGGCCAUGGAAGCAGCAAGUGUGUAUAAUGAGUCUGAUUUACUGUGUCAUGAGGAGCAGUUGACUGAUGUUGAGACAGACAGUGAAUCAGACCGUUUUGGGGAACGUCACCUUCCCAGAAAGCAAGGCUCAGUGGUACGCAGGUCAACAGAUGUGGUUAUGUCAUCACCUCAAUCACACAAUACUGAGAAGCUUUUGAAUGUAAAAAGCACAGUAACAUUGAGAGAGGAAGAGAGGGAAAGCAGCGUGGCUGAAGGUGAUCAUUGUGUGCAUUCAGCAAAAAUUUCCUGUACAGCAAAUAGUAAGAAUUAUUGUUACAUCUGUGGGAAACCUCAGUCCAAGUUAGCGCACCAUUUGAAAACUCAUAUGGCUGAAGUUGAAGUUGUGCAGGCUUUGUCACUCCUGGUUCACUCAAAGAACGUAAAGCAAUGCUGCAAAAGCUCAGGGACAAGGGCAACUUUCAGCAUAACACUGACGUUUUACAGUGUGGAGAGGGGCUCUGAAAAUAAAACGAGCACCAAAGAGAAAGUGUGA